Molecule: messenger RNA, 3724 nt
Organism: Cydia fagiglandana
Lineage: Eukaryota; Metazoa; Arthropoda; Insecta; Lepidoptera; Tortricidae
Gene: Gat
Product: sodium- and chloride-dependent GABA transporter 1
Exons: 11
Coding region: 85-1908 (607 amino acids)
Biological process (GO): sodium ion transmembrane transport
Cellular component (GO): plasma membrane; neuron projection
Molecular function (GO): gamma-aminobutyric acid:sodium:chloride symporter activity
Source: RefSeq, a predicted model, not a curated record
CAAACUUCCCGACUGUCAGGCACUGCCAAAAUGGUGAUAGUCCCCUAGAGAUUGAUCGGAACUUGUUUUGUUAGAGUGAACAAGAUGGACGCGAAGAACGAGACGCAAGAUAUCGAGCUCAGUGCGCAAGGGACGAGCAAUAAGCCCAGCGAUGUCGCCCUCAAAUCGGACCUCCCCGAGAGAGGCUCCUGGGCCUCGAAGCUGGACUUCAUCCUCUCUGUGGUCGGCCUCGCCAUCGGCCUCGGGAACGUGUGGCGGUUCCCAUACCUCUGCUACAAGAACGGCGGCGGCGCGUUCCUGAUUCCUUACUUCUUGACGCUGUUCCUGGCUGGUAUACCCAUGUUCUUCAUGGAGCUGGCCAUGGGUCAGAUGCUGACGAUUGGAGGGCUGGGCGUGUUCAAGAUUGCGCCGAUUUUUAAAGGCAUCGGCUACGCGGCGGCAGUGAUGUCUUGCUGGAUGAACGUGUACUACAUCGUCAUCCUCGCCUGGGCCAUCUUCUACUUCUUCAUGUCCAUGCGAUCAGAGGUCCCAUGGAGAAACUGCGACAACUACUGGAACACGGCUUCCUGUGUCAACCCGUACGACCGCAAGAACCUCAACUGCUGGUCUUCCUUCAACAAGACCACCUACUGCGUGCUCAACGGCCAAAACAUUACAAAAGUCGCCCUCUCUGACCCCGUCAAGGAGUUCUGGGAACGUCGAGCCCUCCAAAUCUCGAGCGGUAUCGAGCACAUCGGAAAUAUCCGCUGGGAGCUCGCCGGCACCCUGCUGCUGGUGUGGGUGUUAUGCUACUUCUGCAUCUGGAAGGGCGUGCGAUGGACCGGGAAAGUUGUCUACUUCACUGCUCUGUUCCCGUACUUCCUCCUGACCGUGCUACUGAUCAGAGGUAUAACCCUCCCCGGCGCGAUGGAAGGCAUCAAGUUCUACGUGAUGCCGAACAUGUCCAAGUUGUUCGAGUCGGAAGUCUGGAUCGACGCCGUCACGCAGAUCUUCUUCUCGUACGGACUUGGCCUUGGCACUCUCGUGGCCCUCGGCAGCUAUAACAAGUUCACUAAUAACGUGUACAAAGACGCGUUGAUAGUAUGCACCGUCAACUCCAGUACGUCCAUGUUCGCUGGAUUCGUCAUCUUCUCUGUCGUCGGUUUCAUGGCUCACGAGCAGCAAAGGCCGGUCGCUGAAGUGGCUGCCUCAGGUCCUGGUCUAGCUUUCCUCGCCUACCCGUCAGCGGUCCUCCAGCUCCCGGGCGCUCCGCUCUGGUCCUGUCUCUUCUUCUUCAUGCUGCUCCUCAUCGGUCUGGACAGCCAGUUCUGCACCAUGGAGGGGUUCAUCACGGCCGUUAUUGAUGAGUGGCCGAAGUUGCUGAGGAGGAGGAAGGAGAUCUUCAUUGCGAUUACGUGUGUCAUUUCGUAUUUGGUUGGACUAUCUUGUAUAUCUGAGGGCGGCAUGUACGUGUUCCAAAUCCUGGACUCGUACGCCGUGUCCGGCUUCUGUCUGCUCUUCCUCAUCUUCUUCGAGUGCGUCUCCAUCUCCUGGGCCUUCGGCGUCAACCGCUUCUACGACGGCAUCAAGGAGAUGAUCGGCUACUACCCCACUAUCUGGUGGAAGUUCUGCUGGGUCGGAUUCACGCCUGCUAUUUGUAUUAGCGUGUUCAUCUUCAACUUGGUGCAAUGGACUCCGAUCAAAUACAUGAACUACGAGUACCCGUGGUGGGCGCACGCGUUCGGCUGGUUCACGGCACUAUCCUCCAUGAUGUGCAUCCCGGGGUACAUGGUGUAUCUGUGGCGAGUCACGCCGGGUACUACGAGUGAGAAAUUCCAUAAGAUCGUACGUAUCCCGGAGGAUGUGCCGACGCUGCGCACCAAGAUGCAGGCUGAGGAAAUUCAAAAGCACGGCGUAGCUUCAGCUUAAACUAGUCUUAUGACCGCGAUCUCAAGGACUUUCGGGAUAACAACCUUGUGUAGUUUAACAUAAGAUUCAAUUUACAACGACUCGGAGAUGACAUAAUUUAGUUUCAUCUAAUCUUAAAUUUGACUACACAAGCUCGAACAAGAAUUGAUAUUCUAAAUCCACGCACAAUUUAAAACACCUUUUAAGGUGUGUAAUGUGUCAUAAAUUAUAAAUAAUAAUUAAUUACCGCUGUAGGAACUCGAUUAACUACUCGGUUUGAUUGAAUACUCUAAAAUAUUUUAAAUAUUUUUAUGAGUUAGUAUAAUUUUAAUUUGUGACUCUUUUGGGUGCGUUGCGACGCGUUCAUGUAUGUUAGAUUUACGCUAUAUUUCUAUAUUUAGGAGUUGUGUUAGUACAUUAAAAAGUUAAGCGAACCGUAUGAGUGGGACUAUGUUACGAAGUAUAAACUCUGUUACUAUUAUUGUCUUCCAUGAAGCUUAGUGCUUAGAUUGUAUUUAAGCUUGUAUUCAACUGUAUUUUAUAAUUAUAAUCAAUAUUUCUAAGAGUCCAGUAACCUGAGAGCGUAUAACAUGCAAAGUUGCCAAAAUUUAAAUUACAAUUUUAUCUAGAAAAGAGAUGUAGUGAUGAACUUAUUGACUUCAUGUGUUCGUAAAAGGAUCAGAUAUAAUACAGUAUAUAAAUGCCUGUUUGUGUGUGUGUCCUGCUAUUUAAUCUUGUUAUCCUUAAAGGAAUUAGUUAUAGUUUUAAUUGGUGUUUUGGUAGUUUAAAUGUUUAAAUUAAAAAUAUUACAAACGCAACGGGACGCGUGUUUUCGAAUCUGUAUGGUGUUUUAGGAAAUGUAUUUUAAGAUAAUAUAUAUUGUCUAUACCUGAAACUAUUUAAUCACUAAAUUAUUUACAUGAAUGCAAGAGUUUAAAUGAAAUUUAUAUUAUUUACAAAUUGUUUUACAUAAUCUUGAAUGAAUACAAAUAUUUAAAGAGAUAAGUCGAGAUGUAAAUUAUGAUAUAAUUGUUAUUUUAGUUUUAUUGAUAUUUUUUAUACCUAUUUACUCGUAUUUGGUUAAUCAGCUUUAAUUAUUUUACUAGAUUAUGUUACUAGUCGAUUAAAUAAUCGCUAUUUAUUAUAAAUAUUCGUUAAAAUACAUUUUAAUAUUUAUGUUGUAAUUCCUAAUGAUUUCAUUCUAUAUAAUAUAAAUGCAUUUUAUAUAAUCAUAUUUUUCGUAAGGGUAUUUUUAGUAAAAUUUAGUGUUCCGUCAGAGACCAAAAUUCUAUAAAUUAUAUUUCAGAUGACGUCUACUGUAGAUUUUCUACAAAAAUAGAACAAUUACAAUAAACGUACUCAUAGUCGAGUGAAGUAUACAGGGCGUUUACUAAUGGAGCAAAAUCGGCCAAUAAUUAUGACAACGAAACCAAACCGUAUCAAAAAUUAGAUGUUCAAAAACCAUCGGAGAUAGUCACUAGUCCAGUAAAAAUACUCUUAUAAACUCAAACUAAAAGAACUUAAAUCGUGUUCAAAUUAUAAUUAACUUUUCACUUAUUAUACUAUCGUCAAUUUAUUAAAUAAUAAUAUAAAACAUAGUGAACAUUCGUAGUUGUUUAUUAGAAGAUAUAAAGUAUAAAUGUAUUACGGUAGUAAAUUAUUAUAAAAAUAUAUUCCUACAUUUGCUUAAUUCAAUUCAUUUACUUAUGUUUAGUGCCAAUUUAUAGCAAUUUAUGAUAUUAUGUAACUUCAAAUCAUGAAUGUAAUUCAUUUAAAUACCGGCAAUUAAAUUUGAUUGUAAUUUAAAUGAAACCCAAAAUAAAAUGUAAUUUUUGAA